This is a messenger RNA of Dipodomys ordii (Ord's kangaroo rat), 950 nucleotides long. It is a transcript of the gene Gatd3, whose product is annotated as chromosome unknown open reading frame, human C21orf33. The record is from RefSeq and is a predicted model, not a curated record. The transcript is spliced from 7 exons. NCBI's taxonomy places the organism in Eukaryota, Metazoa, Chordata, Mammalia, Rodentia, Heteromyidae. Gene Ontology annotation, cellular component: mitochondrion. The coding region runs from base 1 to 798 and encodes 265 amino acids.
AUGAGACUCACCUUUGCUGGAGCCGCAGGGCCGGGAGCCGGCCAGUGGGAGCCAGGACGGGCACGGGACGGCGGGCCCAGCACGCUGCUGCUGAGUGUGGAUAACGGAACUUUGCCUCUCCUAAGGGGAGAGGUGCUGUCUGGCUGUGGGGUCUAUGACGGAACCGAGAUCCACGAGGCCUCUGCGAUCCUGGUGCACCUGAGCCGUGGAGGAGCUGAGGUCCAGAUUUUUGCCCCAGAUGUCCCUCAGAUGCACGUGAUUGACCACACCAAGGGGCAGCCAUCUGAGAGCGAGAGCAGGAAUGUUUUGGCAGAGUCGGCAAGAAUUGCCCGAGGCAAGAUCACCAAUCUGGCCCAGCUCAGCGCCUCCAACCACGACGCUGCCAUCUUCCCCGGAGGAUUUGGGGCUGCCAAGAACCUGAGCACCUUUGCCGUGGAUGGGAAAGACUGCAAGGUGAAUAAGGACGUGGAGCGAGUCCUGAAGGAGUUCCACGCUGCUGGGAAGCCCAUCGGCCUGUGCUGCAUCGCGCCUGUGCUUGCGGCCAAGGUGCUCAGAGGCGUGGAGGUCACAGUGGGCCACGAGCAGGAAGAGGGCGGCAAGUGGCCCUACGCCGGGACUGCAGAAGCCAUCAAAGCCCUGGGGGCCACGCACCGCGUGAAGGGCGUGGACGAAGCCCACGUGGACCUGAAGAACAAAGUGGUCACUACCCCGGCCUUCAUGUGUGAGACCGCGCUUCACCACGUCCAUGACGGGGUUGGGGCCAUGGUGAAGAAGGUGCUGGAACUCACGGGGAAGUGACGGCACUGGCGGCGGCGUGUGCCUCCCGGCCCAGGCUGCCCAGGGCAGGGGCUGCCGCCGCGCCUGCUGGAGGCCCCGCACCCUGGGCUCAGCUCAGCCUCGGGCUGGAGGAGGCGGGGCUCACGCCGGCCCUGAGCCGCUGCCCAGCUUCU